Molecule: messenger RNA, 1780 nt
Organism: Acanthaster planci (crown-of-thorns starfish)
Lineage: Eukaryota; Metazoa; Echinodermata; Asteroidea; Valvatida; Acanthasteridae
Source: RefSeq, a predicted model, not a curated record
AGGCCCAUAAAAUGUUGUAAUACUUAAUACUUGAAAAAUGUCACGCAGAUCGUGACUUUUGCUAAGCAGCUAGCUGUAGGCGAUUUAGUAGAGGCCUAAUGACAUGGCAAGAAUGAAUACUGGCCUUGAACUCGUGAAAACGUCACGCGACUGUACUUGGCCUACUAGUACUGCAUGCAAUGUGCACGCGUCCCAUGUUUCGGCAUCACGCACGUAAGGCCAGCCUGCAGUGAUGGUGUCGCGCUUUGUUUACAUAGGCCUAAUUAUGUAACGUUUCAUGGAAUCGAUGACGAUGGGGCGAUGGGGCCAUGGGGGCCCAAGGUAGAUACAGUCAGUAGAGCCUAACUAUUGAGAUGAAUAAUAAUUAGGCUGGGACCUGUAAAUGCCAAAUCCCAGUGAAGAUGGAAAAACAUCAAGCAUUCCAAGAGCAAGAGUGCCCGCGAAUACUGCGGCUCAUCACCUACCUGGCUCCUAGCAUCCCGCUGGAAUACUUUGAGGUCCUGAAGGAGUAUUUAGAGGAGAAAUUGGAUUGCUACGUUUAUCUUUUGUGCGAGAGCCGAUGGUCUGGUCCUCCAGAUGACCGUGUCGACCCAUUCACAACGGGGGAUGCGGACAUAGGAUUUGUGUGUGCUCCAACAUUCCAACGCAUGCACUCAAAGUCCAGCAGUAAGGCUGCUCUGCUGGGCGUGGCCCCUGCUCACAUCACCCCACACGGCAGCGACCUCCCAGUGUAUUACACUGAAGUUGUCGUCCACAAGGACAACUGUGAUAGAUUUAAACGAUUUGAAGACCUGAGGGGAUCUGUUUGGGCCUACAACGAUGCACACUCAUUGAGCGGUUAUUGGAUAACUCGGCUUGAGCUCGAAAAGAUGGCUGAGAGUACAACUACUUUCUUCAACAAAACCCUCCAGUCAGGUUCGCAUCUCAAGUCUAUUGAGAUGAUCCUUGACAAGACAAUUGAUGGUACAGGAAUUGACUCCAAUGUCCUAGCCUUUCAAAUGAAAGCCCAUCCCAAGCUGAAGGACAAGCUACAUGUUGUCACCUCAUGGGGACCACUGCCAGUUUAUCCUGGGGUCGUCAACUCGGAGUUACCUGAGGAUCUCAAGAAAUCCAUAACUGGACACCUUCUCAACAUGCACCAGGAACCAAAGUGGCAGGCUAAACUCAACGACUACAUGGUGUCGAAAUUUGUGCCAGUUACCUUGAACCAGUAUCAACUAGAAAUUCAAUGAUCAGACUAGUGUUACACGAAGCACUGAAAUUCAUUCACAAAGUCGGCACAUAUGUGUGUACCUAUGCAACUGAUAACACAUCCUUCUUAGUUUGGUAUGAUUGUGUGCCUUUCAAGUCUUUGCGCCACAUCUUUGUAUUGAAUCCUGUGUGCUGAAAUCCACUUGAAAUCUGAAUUUUCUGUAUUUAUAACAAACAGAAAAACAAAACUGAAAUAAUUGAGCCAUUCAAAUUUCUUUUAUAAAUGUUGAUGGGGAGGUAUUUUUGUAAAUUUUGGAACGUAUGACAUUGCAUUAUUUCAUCUUGCAAUUUGAUAUAGUUGUUGAAUUUCAAAUCAAGAUUUAACUGAAAUGUCAUUCAGGUAGAUUUUUAUGACAGCACUCGACAAAUUUUAUUAAAUAAUUGUCUCACAAAUCUGGUGUCUUUUGUGCCAUAUUUAAGUGGAUAAUCUGCCGUCGGUCUUGUCACUCAAACGAUGACUUAAUUUGGAGGUUGAAUGAUAUUGCUGGGAAUAAAGUUUGUGCAAUCAGUAAUUUAGGUUCAAUUUUAG